Molecule: messenger RNA, 5072 nt
Organism: Homo sapiens (human)
Lineage: Eukaryota; Metazoa; Chordata; Mammalia; Primates; Hominidae
Gene: STIM2
Product: stromal interaction molecule 2
Exons: 13
Biological process (GO): regulation of calcium ion transport; calcium ion transmembrane transport; intracellular calcium ion homeostasis
Cellular component (GO): endoplasmic reticulum membrane
Molecular function (GO): calcium channel regulator activity; calcium ion binding
Source: RefSeq, marked reviewed
AGAGCAGCGGAUCCCGGUCUCGCCGCAGCAGCAGCGCGGGUGUCGUGCACCGCCUGAAGACGCCGUACCUUUCUACCCCCCACCUUUUUUUUUUUUUUUUUUAAAUAACCGGAACCAAUGAACGCAGCCGGGAUCAGAGCUCCGGAGGCCGCCGGUGCCGAUGGGACCAGGCUGGCGCCCGGCGGGAGCCCGUGUCUGAGGCGGCGGGGGCGGCCGGAGGAGUCGCCGGCGGCGGUGGUGGCGCCUCGCGGAGCCGGCGAGCUGCAGGCGGCCGGGGCGCCGCUGCGCUUUCACCCGGCUUCUCCUCGGCGCCUUCAUCCCGCCUCGACUCCUGGCCCAGCGUGGGGCUGGCUGCUGCGGCGGCGGCGCUGGGCUGCGUUGCUGGUGCUCGGGCUGCUGGUAGCCGGAGCGGCGGACGGAUGCGAGCUUGUGCCCCGGCACCUCCGCGGGCGGCGGGCGACUGGCUCUGCCGCAACUGCCGCCUCCUCUCCCGCCGCGGCGGCCGGCGAUAGCCCGGCGCUCAUGACAGAUCCCUGCAUGUCACUGAGUCCACCAUGCUUUACAGAAGAAGACAGAUUUAGUCUGGAAGCUCUUCAAACAAUACAUAAACAAAUGGAUGAUGACAAAGAUGGUGGAAUUGAAGUAGAGGAAAGUGAUGAAUUCAUCAGAGAAGAUAUGAAAUAUAAAGAUGCUACUAAUAAACACAGCCAUCUGCACAGAGAAGAUAAACAUAUAACGAUUGAGGAUUUAUGGAAACGAUGGAAAACAUCAGAAGUUCAUAAUUGGACCCUUGAAGACACUCUUCAGUGGUUGAUAGAGUUUGUUGAACUACCCCAAUAUGAGAAGAAUUUUAGAGACAACAAUGUCAAAGGAACGACACUUCCCAGGAUAGCAGUGCACGAACCUUCAUUUAUGAUCUCCCAGUUGAAAAUCAGUGACCGGAGUCACAGACAAAAACUUCAGCUCAAGGCAUUGGAUGUGGUUUUGUUUGGACCUCUAACACGCCCACCUCAUAACUGGAUGAAAGAUUUUAUCCUCACAGUUUCUAUAGUAAUUGGUGUUGGAGGCUGCUGGUUUGCUUAUACGCAGAAUAAGACAUCAAAAGAACAUGUUGCAAAAAUGAUGAAAGAUUUAGAGAGCUUACAAACUGCAGAGCAAAGUCUAAUGGACUUACAGGAGAGGCUUGAAAAGGCACAGGAAGAAAACAGAAAUGUUGCUGUAGAAAAGCAAAAUUUAGAGCGCAAAAUGAUGGAUGAAAUCAAUUAUGCAAAGGAGGAGGCUUGUCGGCUGAGAGAGCUAAGGGAGGGAGCUGAAUGUGAAUUGAGUAGACGUCAGUAUGCAGAACAGGAAUUGGAACAGGUUCGCAUGGCUCUGAAAAAGGCCGAAAAAGAAUUUGAACUGAGAAGCAGUUGGUCUGUUCCAGAUGCACUUCAGAAAUGGCUUCAGUUAACACAUGAAGUAGAAGUGCAAUACUACAAUAUUAAAAGACAAAACGCUGAAAUGCAGCUAGCUAUUGCUAAAGAUGAGGCAGAAAAAAUUAAAAAGAAGAGAAGCACAGUCUUUGGGACUCUGCACGUUGCACACAGCUCCUCCCUAGAUGAGGUAGACCACAAAAUUCUGGAAGCAAAGAAAGCUCUCUCUGAGUUGACAACUUGUUUACGAGAACGACUUUUUCGCUGGCAACAAAUUGAGAAGAUCUGUGGCUUUCAGAUAGCCCAUAACUCAGGACUCCCCAGCCUGACCUCUUCCCUUUAUUCUGAUCACAGCUGGGUGGUGAUGCCCAGAGUCUCCAUUCCACCCUAUCCAAUUGCUGGAGGAGUUGAUGACUUAGAUGAAGACACACCCCCAAUAGUGUCACAAUUUCCCGGGACCAUGGCUAAACCUCCUGGAUCAUUAGCCAGAAGCAGCAGCCUGUGCCGUUCACGCCGCAGCAUUGUGCCGUCCUCGCCUCAGCCUCAGCGAGCUCAGCUUGCUCCACACGCCCCCCACCCGUCACACCCUCGGCACCCUCACCACCCGCAACACACACCACACUCCUUGCCUUCCCCUGAUCCAGAUAUCCUCUCAGUGUCAAGUUGCCCUGCGCUUUAUCGAAAUGAAGAGGAGGAAGAGGCCAUUUACUUCUCUGCUGAAAAGCAAUGUAUUCACCUUGGGCUCGGUGCGUGCAAAAGUGAAUGAGACUAAGUAGUAAAGCUCUCAAAAAAAAAAAGGAAGUGCCAGACACAGCUUCAGAAUGUGACUCCUUAAAUUCUUCCAUUGGAAGGAAACAGUCUCCUCCUUUAAGCCUCGAGAUAUACCAAACAUUAUCUCCGCGAAAGAUAUCAAGAGAUGAGGUGUCCCUAGAGGAUUCCUCCCGAGGGGAUUCGCCUGUAACUGUGGAUGUGUCUUGGGGUUCUCCCGACUGUGUAGGUCUGACAGAAACUAAGAGUAUGAUCUUCAGUCCUGCAAGCAAAGUGUACAAUGGCAUUUUGGAGAAAUCCUGUAGCAUGAACCAGCUUUCCAGUGGCAUCCCGGUGCCUAAACCUCGCCACACAUCAUGUUCCUCAGCUGGCAACGACAGUAAACCAGUUCAGGAAGCCCCAAGUGUUGCCAGAAUAAGCAGCAUCCCACAUGACCUUUGUCAUAAUGGAGAGAAAAGCAAAAAGCCAUCAAAAAUCAAAAGCCUUUUUAAGAAGAAAUCUAAGUGAACUGGCUGACUUGAUGGAAUCAUGUUCAAGUGGCAUCUGUAAACUAUUAUCCCCCACCCUCCACUCCCCACCUUUUUUUUGGUUUAAUUUUAGGAAUGUAACUCCAUUGGGGCUUUCCAGGCCGGAUGCCAUAGUGGAACAUCCAGAAGGGCAACUGUCUACUGUCUGCUUAUUUAAGUGACUAUAUAUAAUCAAUUCAUCAAGCCAGUUAUUACUGAAAAAUCAUUGAAAUGAGACAGUUUACAGUCAUUUCUGCCUAUUUAUUUCUGCUUUGUUCUCAGUGAUGUAUAUGCAACAUUUUGUUGAAAGCCACGAUGGACUUACAAGCUUUAAUGGACUCGUAAGCCAGCAUGGGCUUGCAAAAAUUUCUUGUUUACCAGAGCAUCUUCUUAUCUUUCCACAGAGCUAUUUACAUCCUGGACUAUAUAACUUAAAAGAAGUAAAACGUAAUUGCACUACUGUUUUCCAGACUGGAAAAAAAAAAAAUCUCUGCAAGUGAAACUGUAUAGAGUUUAUAAAAUGACUAUGGAUAGGGGACUGUUUUCACUUUUAGAUCAAAAUGGGUUUUUAAGUAGAACCUAGGGUUUCUAAUUGACUUGAUUUCUGGAAAUGAAAACCCGCGCUUUUAUUAUGGGAAGCUUCUUGAACUGCAUUUACUAUUGUGAAGUUUCAAGUCCCGCUGUAAAGAUCAUGUUGUUUUGUUUUCCCCAGGGCUUUCACUGUGAUUUACUGCAUUGCAGGCUGUAUGAUAAAACACACAUAAUUUAAAGAGAGAAGGCUCUUGAUUCCUUAUGCAAGUGGAAGAGUUGAAACUUGAUUGAAGGACUUAAAACAUUCACAACCUUAAGCCGAGGUGGGGGGAUAUGGGGAUUCAGGCAAUUGUUUACACACUUUGAAUAACUGCAAAGGAUUUACGGUUUGUGAAAAAUGUGUACUGUGGAAAAGAUAAUAAAUUGAAGACAUUAUUGUGUGGGAUUGUGCUGAUUUUUGUUGAUAACACAAAAAACACUAUGUUUUCUGGAGAGCUGUGUAAGCUGUCUUGUUGCUUAGUUGCAAUAUAAGAAAUAGUGAUGUUUUGGACGUAAGUUGUCAACAAAUUUCUAUUUUAUAUUGUUAUAUUUUUAUGUAGUUUGAAAUGUAAAAAUGUUCUAAUAUCAAGAUUAACAAAUAUAAAUUUAUGGUGCAUUUAGAUUGCGUUGUAUUAAUUUAUAAAGUAUGGUGUUCAUUAAAUUGGUGGGUUGUAUAAGGGUAGCUUUUGUUGUUAAAAAAACAGUAGAGAGUUAAGUUCCAUAUAGCAACAAAGUAUGUUAACAUCUAGGGAGUUUCUGCUUAUACCACUUUAAAAAUAUGCAAUCAUAAGUGAUUUGGUUACUGCAAUGCAGAUGGAUGUUUGGAUGAACAACUGAUACAUUUUAGUUAGAAUGCUUUUUCAGCAUUAUGGCUAAAAUAUAUGUCUAACCCAGUGCUAUUUAGGUGAAAAUGCUAAUUGAUAAACCAGAAGUUUCUUUUGAGAUUUGCUUUAAAGAAAUGCUUUAGUAAGAAUAUGAACAAUUUCCUGAUGUCUCCUAUAAAUUGUGAUUGUUUAUUCUAUUACUAUUGUUAAAAACUUGAAUGGUAUUUAUAUUGGCUGAUAUUUAUAUACUUAAUAGAUUGAGUUCUGUAAGGGCAAAAACGGAUUGAAAUGAACAUAGCGUUUUGCACUAAUGAUAAGAUAACCUGAGAGGUAGGGUUGAGGAACACAGGGUUGAAAGCUGUUGGAGAGGGGAAAAGUUGUGCAUAAAGAACUGAAAAGGGUUCUGGAGUGUUCAUUCAGAGUGAAGGGAAAACUUUAUCCUUCUAUUUCUUAUAACCAGACAGGAGGAGUUCUUCCCUUUGAAAAUUGCAAAAGGAAUGAGAACUUUGCAGUUGGAUGAAUAGAGAAGGGAAAAGUUGCUGGAGCACGGAGUGAAGAUGGGAGGAGCUGUUAGCAAGGCCCACUGCUGCUCCUGGGUGAGAAGGGAGCUCUGGAGCAGGACCAGCUGGGGGCCGGCACUGCUGCUUAGAGUGGAGGAGGCUGGCCAAAGAGACUGUGGGCUGUUUUCAGUCAGGGAGCAUGUGCAUUGUUUGUGCUCAAUUUCAGACACUCAUUUAUAAACAAAUUCAACCAAGGGAUAUUUACUGCUUUAUGUUGCUUAUGAUAAUUAUUUUGCAUUAAUACAGUAUACACAUUUGUAAAUUCAACAGGAAAUUAUUGAGUUUUGGAAAGCUACAGUAAUUUCUGUAUUACAUCAUUUAUAUGUGAAAAGUUGGACAUUUCUGUAAGUUUUUAAAAUUAUCCAUUUGUUACUUUAACAUUUUAAAAUUAUGGUGUUUUCCUGAUUUUAAAAGCAAUAUUUUCCUUACUGU